AUGAGAAACCUAAUUCUCGCAGGUUUUCUCAUUGUAACAAUAUUUCGAUGCUUAUUUAUCCCAACCAUACCACAAGGAAAUCGCGAAUUUCAGAGUCUUGUAGUUCCUAUCCUCAAAAGACCACAAUUUAAUAAUAAUUCAAUCGCAACUUACUUAAACAUCACACAUGAUGUUCGAAAUCCGAAAAUAUUUAACAUGGAGGCACCAUUCAAAUUCAAAAUAAACCGUGAACUUGGUGAUCGAUAUUUAUAUAGUACAAAUAAUUAUUCAGAAGCCAUAAUUAAUCAAUCAGAUUCUGAAUUACCAGCACGACUGAUCAAUCAAGCAUCAGUUGUUAUGACAUUUGAUGCAUACACUGCGAGAAUGUGCGCAACAUAUACCACAUACUCCAUACAAUGGCGGCCAAAAAGCUGCUACAAAGAUUACAUACACAAUGGAUCAGUAGUUGGAAAAUACGACACCGUCAUAUCUAUUUGCCAUCAUUGGUUAUAUAUGUAUGGACACCAAUACUUAGAUUUUAUGAGCGUUGUUUUACUGAUUCCAGAACAGAUACGCAAUACUGCAUACAUUGUCUUACCUGCAAAAAUGGAAAUCACUAGACAAUUGAUAGAAUUGCUAGGUAUUCCAAGAGAAAGACAAAUCGAGGUACAGAAUAGCGAUUUUAUUCAUGCUAAUGUAUUAUACUCUAUAGUACCUGGCUUUUGCAUUGAUUCUGUUGGAGAAUUAUCUUUAAUCGUCAGAUCUUUCUUAUUUAGACAUUUCAAUCUUGUCAGUAUCAAAUGCAACAGAUAUGUCUUAUACAACAGAGAUAAGAAGCCAAGAAUUGUCCAGAAUUACCCAGAACUUUGCGAACUUGCAAAUAAGACAUAUCCGAACUAUCCAUGGGAGAAGAACAUUGAGCAACAUGAUUUGAAAGGUUCAGCUCUUUAUUACGCAAGUAUAAAGUUUAUGUGGACAAUUUCAGGAUCUGUGCUUGGAAACAUCGUUUACUUCCAGCCGUUCUCAAUAAUAUGUGAAGUAACAAUGAAAGAAUCAAAUUUGGUGUUCUUUGCAGUAUCUUCUGUAUAUAAAAUUCAUCAUGUGAUUCUUCAUUUGCCAAAUAAUAAGCAUUUCGACCGAAAUGACAUAGUAAUGAAUACUACUUUGUUCCUUAAGAUAAUGGACAAAGGUGUUAGCCUCCUCAAAUGA
Messenger RNA from Trichomonas vaginalis G3, 1188 nucleotides. Its product is annotated as glycosyltransferase family. The transcript has a single exon. The record is from RefSeq and is a predicted model, not a curated record. Gene Ontology annotation, molecular function: glycosyltransferase activity. Lineage: Eukaryota; Parabasalia; Trichomonadida; Trichomonadidae. The coding region runs from base 1 to 1188 and encodes 395 amino acids.